AUGGACCUUUCCUCAUCAUCAGAGUUAAGUAAGGAGAUGAUAUUACGAAAUACUAGGGUAGUGGCGCCUAUUAUUAGAGUACGACUAUUGCAGGUUCCAAGAGUGCGGCAGCUAUCAUUUGACCACAAUGCAAUUAUUACGACAUUCACUGAAUCUUUUCAAACUAUACAUGAAUAUUCGAAUUUGCCCUGGUGGGCGCUUAUUCCAAUAACUACAUUUGUUUUGAGAUCCGUAUGGACAUUACCCUUGGCUAUUAUGCAAAGGAAAAGGAUCCAGAAACAAAGCUCAUUGAAGCCGCUCAUUAGCGCCCUUGGUCCUAUACUCAAGAUGAAUCUUGCAAAAAGAGUUCAAAAAGCCAAAACCCAAGUGGAAAAAGUAGAUAAAGCAGGUAUGGAUUACUCGCAAGUUACACAAGCGCCAUUGGCCAAUAUGACAUAUGAGCAAAUAUUGCUACUAUCUACUAAAGAAGUUAGGAAGCGUCAAAAACAAUUGUUCAAGAAACACGGUGUAGAGCUUUGGAAGAAUUUCAUCCUUCCAACGUUCCAAAUCCCACUUUGGAUUAUUAUGUCUUUGACUAUGAGAGACUUGAGUGGCUGGUCAUCCUGGGACAAUGUACACAACAAGGCACUUGAUUCAAGUUUGUAUACAGAAGGAUGUCUCUGGUUCCAGGAUCUAACCGUUGCCGACACGCUACAUGUAUUUCCCGUGAUUUUGGGACUAAUUACUUUGUGUAAUAUCGAAUGGACUUUCAAGACCUUGGAACUCUCAAGGUUGGUGCGGCGUGUGAAAUAUAGGCCAACUUUAACUGAUGCCGUGGCUAAUUUUGCGAGAUUAUCGAUAGUUUUCAUGAUGGCCAUAUCGAUUCACGCACCUUCUGCAUUGACUUUGUACUGGUUGAGCUCGCAGUUAAAGUAUGACGAUAAUACCAAGACUUUUGAAGAAUUAGACCAUUGGAAAGAGAAGGAUCUACCUUGCUUGCUCAAGAAACGAUACCAAGGUUCAGAAGAGGUGACAACAUAUUUGACUAAAAGUGAAUUGAUCAAUUUAAUGGAUUGGAAAUUGAACAAGGGCACCUUUAGACCAUCGCUACCAAAGUUGAUCAAGUCAAAUGACGAGGAGGCUGUAAAGAAAGUUACUGAAAACGGCUAUAAAAUCAUUAUUGACUAUUUCAAGUCAUUACCUCGCGACUUUUGGUCGAGUGAGACUACAAUCGAAGCUCAGCAAACUUAUUCAAAGACAAUCCGUACUGCGUUUAAGAAGUUAUGCGAGUUGAGAGGUGUUGGGCCUGCAACGGCAAGUCUUGUUCUCAAUUGUUUAACUGGAAUCUACCCAAACCUCACACCGCCAUUUUUCAGCGAUGAAAGCUUUAUUUAUUAUGUGAUUGAUCCAUCAAGACCAGACACAAAGAUUAAGUAUAGUGUCAAAGAAUAUGCAGAUGAGUUGCUACCGGUAUAUUUCGACUUAAUGAGGCAAAUUCCAGAUUACACAUUGCACGAUUUGGAGAAAGGCGCUUGGUCGUUGAAGUAUUAUGACAUGUAUCGUGACGAUAAACUUAUAAACGUGGCUAAUCCUUUUGACAAAAAGGAUGAGGGAUGGAAUAAAUUCGAAAAGAAGAUCUCCUCUUCUCAGACCAACCUGAGUCGAAAAGGAAAUGCUUCUAAUUCAAAAGAUGAAAUAGACCCACCUAAAAAGAAAAGAAAAGAUGAGGUAGACCACUCACCUAAAAAGAAAAGAAAAGUCAAGUAA
Lodderomyces oxycetoniae is the source of this 1746-nucleotide messenger RNA. RefSeq names its product membrane insertase. The transcript has 2 exons. Gene Ontology annotation, molecular function: membrane insertase activity. The record is from RefSeq and is a predicted model, not a curated record. Gene Ontology annotation, cellular component: mitochondrial inner membrane. Gene Ontology annotation, biological process: mitochondrial respiratory chain complex IV assembly; protein insertion into mitochondrial inner membrane from matrix. NCBI's taxonomy places the organism in Eukaryota, Fungi, Ascomycota, Pichiomycetes, Serinales, Debaryomycetaceae. The coding region runs from base 1 to 1746 and encodes 581 amino acids.